Messenger RNA from Aplosporella prunicola CBS 121167, 1080 nucleotides. RefSeq lists its product as uncharacterized. Lineage: Eukaryota; Fungi; Ascomycota; Dothideomycetes; Botryosphaeriales; Aplosporellaceae. The transcript is spliced from 3 exons. Gene Ontology annotation, biological process: tail-anchored membrane protein insertion into ER membrane. The coding region runs from base 59 to 691 and encodes 210 amino acids. Gene Ontology annotation, cellular component: GET complex. The record is from RefSeq and is a predicted model, not a curated record.
ACACAAUCUUCCAGCCUCGUCGGACCCGGCUUACCGCAAACGACCACCCGACGCCGCGAUGGUGUCGCCGCUACUCUUCGUGUUCCUUGUGAACCUCUUCGUCCACCUCGUCAACACUCUCGGCGCAACCACCAUCAACGAGCUGUUAUGGAUCCUCUACAACAGGCUGCCCACGCCCACGAGCAAGGCCGCCCGCGAGCAGAUCCGCUUAAAGCGCGAGGUCCUGCGCCUAAAGCAAGAGAUGAACGGCGUGAGCGCGCAAGACGAGUUCUCAAAAUGGGCCAAGAUACGCCGGGCGCACGACAAAGUGCUGGCUGACUUCAACAAGAGUGACGCCUCGAUCCGCACCGCCCGAACCUCCUUCGACAAAACCCUCAACACGCUCCGCUGGCUCGGAACAACGGGACUGCGGACCGGUCUUCAAUUCUGGUACGCGCGGGUAGCCAUGUUCUGGAUCCCGCAGCACUGGGUGCCCGGAUACGUAGAAUGGCUACUCGCAUUCCCCAAAGCGCCCACCGGCAGUGUCAGCGUCCAGGUCUGGAACAUAGCGUGCGCGAGCGUCAUCGGGCUCGUCGCGGAAGCCGUCGCCGCGCUGUGGGUGCUGCUUUUUGCGCGGGGCGCUGCGGCGCCGAAUAAAAAGGAGGGGAGGGAGACGCCUGGUGCGGCGAAGGCGGAGAAGAAGGAGCUGUGAGGAUGCGUGGUUUCACGCUUUUGGUGCUUGGAGAAGGGGGAGGGAACGGUUAAUAUCAUGAUGAUACGAUGAAUGGAACUGCUUCACGAAUUGCGUUCAACCUCUACCGCAGACAUAGACAUAUCUGGACGAACGCGAGCAUCUGAACCAUACAACAAAUGGCCACGCUUUACAAGCAGCUACACGCCCUACGUCUGCAGCCAUACUACAUAGUACACGCGCAGAACAUAAACAUAUACACACGUCAACAUACACAUAAACAUAUACACAGUACAAAAUCACAUCACAUCAUAAACAAAGCAUGUCUCUCACAAGAUAGACGCGAAGUCGUCAGCGCGGCCCCUCUCAGGGCCGCUCCGACCCCGCAACACGACGUGAGACAGUACCCC